AUGGUCUGUGGUGGAUUUACCUGCUCUAAAAAUGCGCUUUGUUCCUUAAAUGUGGUUUACAUUGGGAGUAUUGAACUGCUGAACUCCACCUGGAGUCUGAUGAGCAACAACACCAAGGGAGAGCUGGAGGGCCGGCUGGACUGCUGUGGCCUGCUCAACACCACCCUCAGCCAGAGGCAGUUUAACCAGGACUUUUUCAGCUGCACUGCUCCGUGUAAUGCCAGGAACAACUGCUACGCCUGUGGUGACAUGAAGCUGUAUCACGCUACACAGGCUCUGAAGAUCCUGGGAGGGGUUGGACUCUUCUUCAGCUUUACUGAGAUUCUUGGGGUGUGGCUGGCAGUGCGCUACAGGAACCAGAAAGACCCCAGAGCCAAUCCAAGUGCUUUCCUAUAG
This is a messenger RNA of Coregonus clupeaformis (lake whitefish), 396 nucleotides long. Its product is annotated as tetraspanin-31-like. The record is from RefSeq and is a predicted model, not a curated record. The coding region runs from base 1 to 396 and encodes 131 amino acids. The transcript is spliced from 4 exons. NCBI's taxonomy places the organism in Eukaryota, Metazoa, Chordata, Actinopteri, Salmoniformes, Salmonidae.